Nasonia vitripennis (jewel wasp) is the source of this 1173-nucleotide messenger RNA. It is a transcript of the gene Tsen34, whose product is annotated as tRNA-splicing endonuclease subunit Sen34. The coding region runs from base 203 to 1111 and encodes 302 amino acids. The transcript has 6 exons. Gene Ontology annotation, biological process: tRNA-type intron splice site recognition and cleavage; tRNA splicing, via endonucleolytic cleavage and ligation. The record is from RefSeq and is a predicted model, not a curated record. Gene Ontology annotation, molecular function: tRNA-intron lyase activity; nucleic acid binding. NCBI's taxonomy places the organism in Eukaryota, Metazoa, Arthropoda, Insecta, Hymenoptera, Pteromalidae. Gene Ontology annotation, cellular component: tRNA-intron endonuclease complex.
GACAACUGGGUAAGGUUAGUAUAGCUAAAGCGGUGUGUUGAUUGUAUUUAUGCCUGCGGACCUGUGUUUAUAGUUUUUAGUUAUCUAUCGUGUAUUUUAUGGAUUCGUAAGUUUAAUUGUCUAGUUAGUCUGACGGAUAAGUAGAUUUUUCUGGGUAAACGUAGUAUUGUCAUAACGCAUAUCAUAGGUUUUAAAAAGAAACAUGGAAGAACCAAAAAUCGACCUGGUCUUAUCAGGAUCUGACGUUUUUAUUUGGAACGCAGAUGACUGGUUGAAAUUGAGACAAGUGCACAGGAUUAUCGGUGAAUGCAUCGGAUGUAUAGCAAAGAAACCCAGGCAGGAAACUAUUUCUGGUCUUCCUGUGCUUUUAUUACCCGAAGAAGCCAAAUUGUUGAUAGAAAAAGGAAUAGGUCGUUUGGUUGGCAAACCAAUUUUAAAAGAAACACCUACCGAGUCAUUGAAAAAAAAGUUUGAGGAGUAUCGAGAAAAACUAUUUGCUGAGCAAGAAGCGUCUAUGACUGAACAAAGGAGGAUACAGGUUGAACAUAUGAUGGAUAAAAUCGUUGAAGGCAAGAAAAGAAAGAUCUUGGGCUUGCGUACAAGUAAAAAGAAACUCAGAAAGCCUGUGAAUGAAGAGACGCAGAAAGCAUUGGAGUCCAUAGAAGUUGACAGGGAAGCUUUAAUGGAAGAAGAAUUGUCAAAGUUACCCAAGAUGGAAAAAAUUGAUGCAUUGGUGCAAACUCACACUGCAUUUCCUUGGCACACUGGUGUCAUCAAAAUAGAGCAGUGGAACUAUCCUUCGAAUGAAGAAGAGUCUUUUAGGUAUAAGGUAUUUAAAGAUAUUUGGGAGCAAGGAUUCUACGUAACAAGUGGACAAAAAUUCGGCUGUGAUUUUUUAGCAUAUCCAGGUGACCCAAUCAUGUUCCAUUCGCAACUCAUGAUUCAAUGUAAAAAUCGAAACGAAGAGCUGCCUGUACUGGAACUUAUUUCAGAGUGUCGUAUCGGAAGUCACGUUCGAAAGACUUUAGUUUACGCUACAUUAUCCAAAGAUGGUGAGGAGAUUGAAUAUUUUUCUACUAGAUGGGCAGAAUCAUCUAUGGGAGAGUUAUAACAAUAUUUUUAGAAAGACUAAAAUUUUUAAUAUCAUGAAUAAAAUUAAGUUUGUAAGAAAGA